GGAGACCUCUGGGAAUGCUCGCCAGCCUGGAGUGCGCAGGCGCAGGCGCAGGCGCAGGCUUUCCGGCUCGCCAUCGUCGUCUUUGUCUGCUGAAAAGGCCUGGGAAAUUUAUAAGUAAAUAAAGACACAACAGGAAAGACUUGUGGGUUAAGUCUCAUCCUUCUCCGUGAAAACACAGCUAAAGAAAAACUCAGAAAACCUAGGUAGCAGAAAAGUAUUUCCUCUGAGCACAGACAUUGAUUCUUUAAGACUACUCCUCUGUGUAUGGGACUCAGUUUAAACGAGUUUGGAACAUUUAAUUUACACUUAAAUAUGAGAGAAGCUGUCUAAAAAAGAACCAUUAAGAAUAUAAUGAGGAUGCUAUAUUUCAUCCCAAUUUGUAAUCAGCUAAUCACAGGAUAACCAAUGUGAAAAGUCUUUCAUCAUAUAUUCAACUUUGAUAGAUAGCUGAAAAUUACUAUUGGAGAGAAACCAUAUGAAUGUACUGAAUGUGGAAAAGCUUUCAUCCAUGUCACAUGUCAAGAGAUACUAAGGAAUUCUUGUUGGAGAAGGUAUCUGUGCAUGAUAAGAAUGUUGGAAAGCCUUCAGCCUGAAUCAGAUCUCCUUCAGCAUGAUCAAAUUCAUGCUGGAGAGAAACCUUAUGAAUGUAAUGAAUGUGGAAAAACAUUUAGCCUGAAGCAAAACCUCAUAGAGCAUAAGAAAAUGCAUACUGGAGAGAAAUCACAUGAAUGUAAUGAAUGUGGUAAAGAAUUCUCUCGAGUCUCAUCCCUUACUCUACAUUUGAGAAGUCAUACAGGAAAGAAACCAUAUAAAUGUAAUAAAUGUGGAAAAGCCUUCAGCCAGAAGGGAAACUUACUUACUCAUCAAAAACAUCAUACUGGAGAGAAAACUUAUGAAUGUGGGAAAGCUUCUAUUCAGAUGCCAAGCCUUAUUAAACACCAGAGAAAUCAUAUUGGAAACAAACCCUAUGUAUGUAAGGAAUGUGGCAAAGCCUUCAAUGGCAAAUCAUAUCUCUCUGAGCAUGAGAAAAUUCAUACAGGAGAGAAACCAUUUGAAUGUAAUCAAUGUGGAAGAGCUUUCAGCCAGAAGCAAUACCUUGUUAAACAUCAGAAUAUCCAUAGUGGAAAGAAACCCUUUAAAUGUAAUGAGUGUGGAAAAGCCUUUAGCCAGAAGGAAAACCUCAUUAUCCAUCAAAGAAUUCAUACUGGCGAGAAACCUUAUGAAUGUAAAGGGUGUGGGAAAGCUUUCAUUCAGAAGUCAAGCCUCAUUAGACACCAGAGAAGUCAUACAGGAGAGAAACCUUAUAUAUGUAAGGAAUGUGGAAAAGCCUUCAGUGGGAAAUCAAACCUCACUGAGCAUGAGAAAAUUCAUAUUGGAGAGAAACCCUAUAAAUGUAAUGAAUGUGGAACAAUCUUUAGGCAGAAGCAGUACCUCAUUAAACAUCACAAUAUUCACACAGGAGAGAAACCCUAUGAAUGUAAUAAAUGUGGAAAAGCCUUCUCUCGAAUCACAUCUCUCAUCGUACAUGUGAGAAUUCACACAGGUGAUAAGCCUUACGAAUGUAAAAUAUGUGGGAAAGCCUUCUGUCAAAGCUCAUCUCUUACUGUGCAUAUGAGAAGCCAUACAGGUGAGAAGCCCUAUGGCUGUAAUGAAUGUGGGAAAGCCUUCUCUCAGUUCUCAACUCUUGCUCUGCAUAUGAGAAUCCACACUGGAGAAAAACCUUAUCAGUGUAAUGAAUGUGGGAAAGCUUUUAGCCAGAAGUCACAUCAUAUUAGACACCAGAGAAUUCAUACUCAUUAAAACUCUAUGAAUGCCUUGAAUUUGGGAACACCUUCAAGAGAAUUCAUAUUAAACAGUAUAUCAGAAAAUUCAUUUUACAGUAAAUUCACAUGAAUGUGGAAAAUCCUUCAGCAACAGCUCAAAAUGUAAUAUACUGAGAAUUUAAUAACUAUCACAGUAUCAUGAAAACCUACACCCCCAAGACCCCACAACAAACAUUGUUCAUGCUGUACUUUUAGGAGCAUUCUCAUUAAGGAUCCAGUCAUGGACACUAAUCAACAUGGUUCUGGUAGGCCUACCUGAUGCAUUCAGACAAAGAUAUGCGAGGUAUAAAGAUGUGAAAUUAAGAGACAAAAUUGUCAUUUUUUUGUUACAUGUUUUGCUAUAUGUAUAAUCAUCAAGAUUAUUUGCUCUUGAUGCAGUAAUAGAAACAAAGAUUGUGACAGAAUAUUAUAUCCAGAAACAUAUGCAUGUCUGUAUGGGGAAUUGGCAAUUGAUAGAGGUGGUAAUCACAAGUUGGUAGGAAAAUCUGGAUGAUUCAAAAAAUGGUCUCAGGGUAAAUUGACUCUUCAUGUGGAAAAAUAUUAGAUCUUUGCUGUUGUUAUACAUUAAAGUAUUUAUUUAAAAAUCCAAAAGUGUUAUGAAGAUUAGAAUGCAAAGAGCAAAACUUAGUAAUAUAAGAAUUUUAUAGGAGAAUUUUUUCAAACCUGAGGGUAGGAAAGAAUUUCGAAAACAGAUUCCAGAAUACCCACUCUUGAGUAUACAUACAUAUAGCGAAGAAACUGAUACAUGUACCCAGGGAGUCCUGUACCUUUAUGUUCAUUGCAGCAUGAGUUAUAUUAGCAAAAAAUUGGAAACAAAUGUCUGUCACUUUUGAAAUGGAUGAAUAAAAUGUGAUGCAGUCACACUGUAUAAUAUUCUCUAGUAGUUAAGUAUAAGAAAUUAAAUCUAUAUGUAUUAAUAAGAAAGAUAUGAAAGUCAUGUAGAGUGAAAACAAAUGAAGUGAAUAUAUUAUAAUUAUUCCUGUAUGAAUUUAAAUUAAAUCAACACUAACCAACACUAGUAUUAAAGCAUUGGUUAUGGGUGAACAUUUUUAUGUAAAGCUAUGAAGAAUGGAUUGGAAGAAUACACACUCAGUUCCCAAAAGUGGUUGUCUCUAAAAAGAAAGGCAGUAGAAGGGAAAUGGGGCCAAACAUGGUAGUUAAAGGAUACUUCAGUUUUGUAUCUAAAUAUCUAUCUCAUUAAAAAGAAAUAAAGAUUCCAAGUAAAUAAAACAAAAUAUGUUAAUUCUGAAUUGUAAUAAUAUAUGAGUUUAUUCUGUUGUUUAUGCUGUUUCUUUUAAACUUCUGAAAAUUAAAAAAGAUAGGGAUAGGAGUAGGGAAACUACAUGGAGUACAUGUUAUAGUGGAUUCACAUUCCCAGUUAGAUGCAGAUAUUUUACAGAAGAUAUUUCUACAAUCAUAUCUUUACUAUAAAAUAUGAAUUUUAAAAAUUGGAAUGGUAACAAAUCUAGUUAUUUAAAUUUACUCUCAAAUGUCAUAUCACUAAUCUCUGUGUGGUCUUUACUGAGACCACAAUAGAUUAUAGCAUGAUUUUGCAACAGGUGAUUGAAUCACAUACAUUUAAGGAUCAUAUCACUUAGUAAUACAUCACUUAGUAAUACAUGCACAGACUUGUUAGAGAUAAUUCAUUUUUCAGAAACACUUAUCAGGAAUUUUAAUAGUCCACAUAACCAGUAUUGGCAUUAGAAAUUUGACAUUUUUUAAAUGAGGAAAACAUGUCACUCUUACAUUUUUUUGUAUGCCAUUGAGUAAAACAUCAACUCUUGCAUUUCAGCUUGAGUUUUAAACUCAGACUAUUUUUUUCCUCUAGUCUGCCACAGUCAAUUUCCCCCACCUCUAGUUUGUUUGUUUCCUUCAGGAAAAUGGCACUGAAAAGGGAGAUCUCAGACCUAAACAGAAUUCUUUUAUUAAAAGUAAAUCUUUUUGAGGAUUUUGGAUUCUUUUCCACAAUAACUUGACAUAUAGAAAGCAGUUAGUGCUCUUUUUGAAUAGUGAUAAAAAUGAGUAUGUAACACUUAAACCUUAGGCUGCUUUCAAAUAUAUCAAUUUCUUUUAAACUCAGAAUAAUACUAUGCUACUAUAACUAUAGCACUGCACUGCUUAUUAGCAUAUUUGAAGGUUGGUCUUGAGAUAAGAUUAUAAAUGCCAUAGGUUGACUUUGUGAGGUAAUGUAUCCAAAUAAGAUACAUGUAUAUCUAUGUGAAUCUAAAUUUUCCUCUCUUUUCUUCCAUUUCUCAUUAAGCAUUCUCUCAUAUUCCUUAAGUGUUAUCCACUUGUGCUGGUGCAGCUUUGAAGUCACCAGAGCAACUAGGAACUCUAAUCCAGACCAAAUAAGGAGGAUUACCUUUUCGUGCCUAUAGUUGGUCAGUGCCAAGGCCCAGCAACAAGAAUGAUUAUAAUGAUCAGAUAGAGUAAGAUAAGCAGUUGCUGCACAGUAUUCAGUGAUAUUGUGUGCUAUAAAUUUAUUCAGCCAUCCCCCUACUAAUUCAACUUGUUGCUAGUUAUUUGCCAUCACAAACAACACUAUAGUAAACACCUUUAUAUUGGCCCUUACAUUUUAUUUUUAUUUCUGGGGGAUAGAUUAUAGGCAAGAGACUGCUAGAUUAAAGGAUAUGUGCUAUUUUAAAGUUUUAAUAGAUGCAAUCAGUUAUUUUCAAAAAGACAGGUUUCCUCCAGCCAUGCAAUAGGUGGCAUUAUACUAAAAUUCAUGUUUGUCUGAUGAGUAUAAACCUCGCCUAGAUUUGCUUCUUUGUAAAAUUUCAUAGAUUUGCUUUUCCUAGAUUUGCUUCUUUGUAAAAUUUCAUAUUAUUAGCCUAUUUUCCUAUAGGAUUAUUUAUUUUUUUGUCAGUUUUGAAGACUUCACGUAUUAGACAUUAGGAAGUUUAUGGAUUGGUUAUAGAGAUAUUUUAAUCUCUAGAUUGUAUAUGUUACUUCUUAGGUUUUCUUAUAAGUUGUCUAUUUCCUUUUUGCGAUAUAUAAAUAAUCCAUCUAGAAUUGAAUUUUUAAUGUCAUGUAUGAGGGUUCAUUUUCUUUUCUUCCAGAUGGGUUGCCAGUUAUACAAGCACAAUUUGUUAAAAUAAUCCAGCAGCCAGUUUAGCAGCAAGUCACACAGCUCUGACACCUGCAUGUCCACCAGAAGCAAUCACAGAUUUGAACUAGCAAUCAAAAAAAGAGAGAGGGAGAGCAGAAUAAGCUUUAACCUAGCAUUAGGUUUAUUAUUAGCUUUGUCCUGACAAGAAAAUGUCUUCACAGCAUGUUCAUCAGACAGUCCUGCAACUACCCAAGCAAGCACAGCUUCCACUGCUUCAGCACUGCACAGAGGAGAAAAGAUCAAAAUGGGCGUGGUUCACCUCAGCACUGGGAAACAUUAACAUUCUCAUCCAGCACAGUUUAUAAUAAUCAACCAGGGCAUCUGCACGGUGUGCCACCAUGACAUGGGGCACACUCAGUUGUAACAAUGAUAAUCAUUUAAGCACAGAGAAGCCACUGCCUUGGUUUCCCAAGACUUGUGAUGCCUUAGUUAUAUAGGCUGUCAACGUCUACAUGCCAAUUAACAGUUCGUCCCAUCCAGAUACAGGCUACAAAUGAGAGAUUUACAGUGGUGUUUUCUUCAAGGAAAGUGUGGUAGAAAGGCAAAUCUAAAGUCAUCUUUCCAGAGAUGAAUCAGUGGGAAAGGCCUGUUCUUAAUCCUUUACUGAUACCACACUUUUCCUACUCAACUAAAACUUUGCUAUGUAAUCCUUUAACCAUAUGAUCUUUUCUUCAUUCAACUUAAACUGACUAUAUUUUGAUUUAUACCAAGACCUAUUUCUAUAUUCUCUUGCUUCAUUAAUCUGUUUUUCUAUUCCUAUACUAACACCAUAUUAAUUGAUAACUUAACAUUAGCCUUAUUGUAUUUUGAUACUGAGUAUUACAGCAAGUCCCCCACUCCCUGCUGUUUUUCAGUUUUAUUGGCUAAGUUAAUUUUCUUUCUAUAUAAAUUAAGAUAGUUUUCUCAAAUUACAAAAACCCUUUGAUAUUCUAAUUGGAAUUACAUUAAAUUUAUACACUUACUUUGGGAGAAAUUAUACUUAUGAUACUGUCUGUCUGUCUGUCCCAAAACAUAGUAUGCCUUUGCAUUUGUUCAAAUUGUGAUUCACGUCCUUCAGCAUGAGGAUUCUGAACAAAGUAAUUUGAAGCCCAUCGCUGCUUAAUACCAUUAUAUUAAAGAUUUUUGUUCGGUGAAUAAGGAAAUCUCCCCUCCACCCCAGCCCAGAAUUCAAGUGUGGAAGCCCUAAUCUACAAUGUGAUGGUAUUUGGAGAUGGGGCCUUAGGGAGAUUAAUUAGUUUUAGAUUAGGUCAUGAGGGUGGCACACUUAUGAUGGGAGUAGUGCCCUUAUAAGGAAUGCCUCGUGUAUGCACCAAGCACACAGUGAGACAGCAGCUGUCUACAACCCAGGAAAUGGACCUUCACCAAAUCUGCCAGCACUUUGCUAUUGGGACUUUUUAGCCUCUAGAACUGUGAGAAAUAAACGUCUGUUGUUUAAGCCACCCAGUCUAUGGCAUUUUGUUAUAGUAGCUCAAGCUAAGACAGUCCCCUUCCUGCUUAAUUCUACACCAGCCAGUUAAAUAUGAGGUAAACAUCUUGUCAGAUGCUUACUAUGAGCUCCUGAUAUAUGGUAAAUAAGACAAAACCACUUCUCAUUAGAAGAGUAUAAUCCCAACUCCAUUAACAAGCUCUGUAAUUUUUGGCAAUUUGUAAAACUUCCUAAGUCUCAAUUUCUUCAUUUUAAAAUAAAAAUUGUUGGAAUGGGAAAUAUGUGGAAAAUACAGUUCCUGCAAAUGACAUCACCAAAAUGUUGAACUAGGAAGCUCCAAGCUAUUGUUUUCCCACAGAAACUGAAAAACAACAACAACAACAAAACCCCAGAAGCUUUCUGAACCAACUUUGUAGUACCUCUGAAAAACAGUCAAAGCUUUUUUGAAACAAGAAAAUGCUCAAUUAAGAAAAGCCAUCUUCAAAAGUUUUGUGGCAUGUUUACUCUUUCCCCACCCCUCCCCAGCACAACAGUGAUCUUGGUCGUGACCUGGUGGCAACCCAGUUUCUCCUUCUCAAACUUGAAGAAGCAGAGCAGACCAUGUUUGCAAAUUAUUGUGUAUCUCUGUUCUGACCUAUCUUGAGGAUACAUGAAGGACUGAUGCAAGGCACAUUGCUGUUUUACAUUACUCAGAAUGCAGGUGGGGAAAUGAGCAUGCACUGCUCAUAAAACCUUCAAGGUGGGAUGCCUGGGGCAAGAGAUAUUGGUGGGGACACAAACUAUGGCCUGGAGGAAAAACUAGGGUAAAACUCUGGGAAAAUAAGACAUUCAAAAGCAGAUGUAUAUAGGGGGGACUUUACUAAGACAUACACAUGUCCACACAGGGACUUCCCUGGCAAUCCAGUGGUUAAGACUCUGCUUCCACUGCAGGGGGUGUGGGUUUGCUCCCUGGUCAGGGAACUAAGUUCCCAUAUGCCACACGGUGCAGCCAAAAAAAAAAAGAAAAGAAAAGAAAAAAAGAUAUACAUAUGUCCACACAAGAAGCAUGCCAAGAAGUCUUACUUAAUCUUGAGAAGACAAGAUUUCACCUUGGGGUGAUCCCUAGGCUCAGAGCAAUUCUAGCUAAAUGGUGAAGGAAUGCCCCAGCACAGAACCAACCUGCAAAGACUAGGGAAGGUGGCUGUUCUCUUGUGUGUGCGUGUUCGUGUGUUGUUUGUUUCAGCUUCUGGCAUUCAAGAAAAUCUCUGUCAAAACAGUUAAAAGCAGAUAUACACAAAAUUAACUAAAGAAAAAGGCUUUUAGGGACUUGCCUGGUGGUCUAGUGGUUAAGACUCUA
Messenger RNA from Balaenoptera acutorostrata (minke whale), 7694 nucleotides. RefSeq names its product zinc finger protein 260 (gene ZNF260). The transcript is spliced from 2 exons. The record is from RefSeq and is a predicted model, not a curated record. Gene Ontology annotation, biological process: regulation of transcription by RNA polymerase II. Gene Ontology annotation, molecular function: DNA-binding transcription factor activity; RNA polymerase II cis-regulatory region sequence-specific DNA binding. NCBI's taxonomy places the organism in Eukaryota, Metazoa, Chordata, Mammalia, Artiodactyla, Balaenopteridae. The coding region runs from base 562 to 1800 and encodes 412 amino acids.